GUCUCCACUCUCUCCCAUAUCUACAGUUACUACCACUUUCUCUCUUUUCAACCUGCAAGAGAGGAGCAAAGACCAAGAUCAACAACAGAAUCAAAUUAUUAUAUAUAUUUUUUUUUCUUGUUGAAUGAAAGUGAGCGGCGCUGGAUUGAGAUUUGGGAGAACCUUUCUUGCACCCACCUUGAAAAGUUGCCAACUGGCUCGUAAAUCCGCCACGUUUCUCUUCUUCUUUAGGCGUUUUCCUUUGACGUGGCAACCAUUGGCCACCUCUUCUCCUAAAUAAGUACCCCCUUGUGUCUACUCUCUCUGCUCUCUAUCUUCAUUCGCAUGUUCGCUCUUCUAAUUCCCUCUUCUUUCAGACAUAAAAUCAAACACUUACAGCACCUCAUUUCCCAUCGCCCCCUUUUUGUCUCCGACCACAGGAAGCAAGUGAAAUAAUGCCAAUGCUUGAUGCUGUAGAAUCCUCCACCAAUGGAGACUCAUUGGACGGCCCAGAUCAAUCCACUGAUUCUCCUCCAGAUGCGCGUGAUCUCCCAUCUUUAAUGUUGUCUUCUUGUUAUCCCAUUACUCUGAGGUUCUUCGACGUGUGUUAUAGGAUGAAAAUUGAGAAGAGGCACAAAGGAGGAGGCAGUAGCAAUAUCAGACGGAUUUUAGGUCAUGGACCCACUCAAUCGAAUCAAACACCAACGGCUAUGGUUCAAGAACGUAUGAUUUUGAAUGGGAUCACUGGCAUGGUUUCUCCUGGUGAAAUCUUGGCCAUUCUUGGUCCAUCUGGGAGUGGCAAGUCAACGCUCCUCAAUGCGCUUGCAGGUAGACUCCAAGGUCGCGGCUUCACUGGAACUGUAGUCGCCAACAACAAAAAGCUGAGCAAACAAACAUCGAAACGCACCGGUUUUGUUACUCAGGACGAUAUCCUCUACCCUCACCUCACCGUCCGCGAAACCCUAAUUUUCUGCUCUUUACUUCGCUUACCGAAAUCUCUGUCCAAGAAAGAGAAGACUUCUGUGGUUGAGUCGGUGAUAUCCGAGCUGGGUUUAAAGAAAUGCGAGAACACAAUCAUUGGCAACAGUUUUAUACGUGGGGUCUCCGGUGGGGAAAGAAAGAGAGUGAAUAUAGCUCAUGAGAUGCUCAUAAACCCUAGUUUGCUCAUUCUUGAUGAACCCACGUCCGGUUUGGACUCCACUGCAGCGCACAGGCUGGUCUUGACGUUGGGUUCGCUGGCGCAGAAGGGAAAGACCAUUGUUACUUCCAUGCAUCAACCUUCUAGCCGAGUUUACCAGAUGUUUAACUCAGUGUUGGUGUUGAGCGAGGGAAGGUGUUUGUAUUUUGGCAAAGGAAGUGAGGCCAUGGCUUAUUUUGAGUCGGUUGGGUUCUCGCUGUCUUUCCCCAUGAAUCCCGCUGAUUUUCUCCUUGAUCUCGCUAAUGGUGUUUGCCAAAUUGAUGGUGUAAGCGAAAGAGAUAAGCUGAACAUAAAGCAAUCUCUAAUUGCCUCUUACAACAGUGUGUUAGCCCCAAAGGUAAAAGCUGCCUGCAUGGAGACCACCAUUACUUCAACAAAAGGGACAAGCUUAUUUGGAAGCCAUUCUUCCAAAGGAAGUAGAUGCUGCAACAGAAUUGGCUUUGCCACAUGGUUCAACCAAUUCACCAUUCUUCUUCAAAGAAGCCUCAAAGAAAGAAAGCAUGAAUCAUUCAAUACUCUUAGAGUCUUCCAAGUAAUCACAGCUGCAUUAUUAGCUGGUCUAAUGUGGUGGCACUCAGAUUUUCGUGACAUUCAGGAUCGAUUAGGUCUCCUCUUUUUCAUGUCAAUCUUCUGGGGAGUCUUCCCUUCUUUUAACUCUGUGUUCGCCUUCCCACAAGAUAGAGCUAUCUUCAUGAAGGAAAGAGCCUCGGGUAUGUACACUCUUUCUUCUUAUUUCAUGUCACGAAUAGUCGGAGACUUGCCAAUGGAGCUCAUUCUCCCCACGAUUUUUCUUGCCAUGGCUUAUUGGAUGGCUGGAUUAAAACCUGAAUUGGUUGCUUUUCUCUUGACUCUACUGGUUCUGCUCGGCUACGUGCUCGUCUCUCAGGGGCUUGGCCUUGCCUUAGGAGCCGCUAUAAUGGAUGCUAAGCAAGCUUCUACUAUAGUAACAGUAACAAUGCUAGCAUUUGUUUUAACAGGAGGAUUUUAUGUGCAUAAGGUACCAUCUUGUAUGGCUUGGAUCAAGUACAUUUCAACUACAUAUUACAGCUAUAGGCUACUUAUUAGUGUCCAGUAUGGUGAAGGGAAGCAAAUUUCAUCAAUUUUGGGUUGCUCCUACCAUGGAAUUAGUGACAAAGCAAGCUGCAAAUUCCUGGAAGAAGAUGUUAGAGGACAGAUUAGUCCUGGAAUUUCUGUUAGUGUCCUAAUAUUGAUGUUUGUGGGGUAUAGAUUAUUGGCUUACCUCGCAUUGAGGAGGAUCAAAGCUUGAUCAUUUGUGUUAUUUAACCAAAAGGGGUUCUUGUUCUUCUGCAGAUAUAUUAUCACAGGACCUCUUCUAACUGUAAUUCUUGAAAGGAAGAAACAAAUGUAAGAAAGAUGGAGCUUCUUCAUGCUUGGUGUAGAAGCUAAUGGUUCGAGUCUAGGAGCCGCUUUGUUUUUAGUUGGAGAAAUGGAUUCACACUAAAUGUAAAUUAAAAAAAAAAAAAAAAUAUAUAUAUAUAUAUAUAUAUAUAUAUAUAUAUAUAUAUAUAUUCAAGACCGGUUUGCGGCUAGCAAAUGUAAAAGAUCGAGCCAGCAAGCAUAGUCCUUUGCAGUUGUACCAUGUUAUAUCUAAUUUUUACUUGCUAAUAUUGUUCAAUGUUUUUCUGCAUAUUAAUCAAAACGACCCUUUAGAGAAACCUCAUAAGGGAAUUUAUGGCUGA
Molecule: messenger RNA, 2877 nt
Organism: Hevea brasiliensis (rubber tree)
Lineage: Eukaryota; Viridiplantae; Streptophyta; Magnoliopsida; Malpighiales; Euphorbiaceae
Product: ABC transporter G family member 25-like
Exons: 3
Coding region: 435-2444 (669 amino acids)
Cellular component (GO): membrane
Molecular function (GO): ABC-type transporter activity; ATP binding; ATP hydrolysis activity
Source: RefSeq, a predicted model, not a curated record